AAUGGAUGUCAGGAGGGCCACGUGGGCGGCUGUCAAGCGGACGCGCGCCAGCGCGCGCGCGGAGCUGCGGGCAGCGAACGGUGCGGCUGAGCCGAGUGAGAUCGCGGGGAGUGCAAGGAAGGCUGUGAAUUAGUGUGAAGCUGUGCACAGUGUGCAGUGUUUGUGAAUUAGCUUCAAAAGGUGUGAUAGAGCUGUUAAGAAGUACUGCACGGAAUCAAGUGUAACCGUCGUCCGGUGCUGUCUAUGUCACAGCAGACACUAAGUCGGCGUCGCGUUGCUGUCAUUCGUCGCUCGUGAUAGUGUUGAUGAUUCAGAUCUAGUCGCUGUGAUAUCAGCUGGUUUUGCUGAAGAUCUGACGGUCUGAGGGUGAAAGAGCCUCAGCUAUCUACUCUGGUAAAUUACAUCGUCUUUUUAGCUGAUCCAGACCUCCGCGACUGUCCCAAUGACCACCUUAUCAUCGUGGGGUCCGUGCGCAUCGCGAUGAAGCUGCCGAUUCCGCUGGAAUUGGUGAUGGUGCCGUUGUGGCUGCUGCUCGCCAGCGUUGCUGCACUUCCUACCCCGGCGGCAGCACCUCCUGAUCCUGUACCAACGCCUCCAACUGUUAUGCCAACACCUCUCACCCCAAUACCAGAGCCUCCCACCCCUGCACCAGCAUCUCCCACUCCUGUAGCAGCACCUCCCACGACUCCAGGAUCAGCAGCCGUAGCAGCUUCAGCGAUGCCGUCAGCCACGUCAAUCACUGAGCCUUUAGUACCCUCAGCAGUGCCAACAUCAGUCACUCGAACACCAGCUACCUCGCUGCCACCUGCCUCUUCGUCACCUCCCCUGACGAAAACUCGACUUACAUCAGCUCCGCUCACAUCUUCUCUCGGUUUGAGAGCGUCCCCGACCCGGCGGCCGCUGCUGUCUGACCCGCGGUCGGCAGGCUUGAGCAACGCCGGCCGCUCGCUGCGGCAGACCCUUCCUCAGACACGCGCAGACGAGCAGCUGUUUCGCCGUCCCCGCGGAACGUUCAACGUCAACAGUCGACAGCUGGAGCAGGGACUGCGCAGCGCGGCGGUGGCGCCCUCCUUCGGUGACCUGCUCUUCUCUGACUCCCGCAGAGCACCGCUCAAUUUGACGCUGAACAGAACUGGAAGUGCAAAUGCACUCUUUAGAAGAGAGUUUGCCAAUCGUAGACGAGAUCCCGUUAUUGACGUCACGCUGACCAACAACGUGACGCAGGCUGAGCGACAGCGGCGCGUCACCAACGUGACGGAGCUGGAGCGUAACGUGACGCAGGUGACGGAGGACGGGCCGCCCGGCACCGCGGCCAACCUGACCAGCCGCCUGCAGCGCCGCAGUCUGGGCAGCCGCGUCCUCACCACCAACUCGGAGUCGAGGGCGCGCGGAGUCGAGAUCCGACUCAGCUUCGACGAUACCGGAUCCACGUUACAACUAUCGGCCGACAAUCGACGCACCCUCACUGACAUCCAACGAGACGACAACGACCGAACGAUUGUCAGAAAUUCAACCGACAUCUUCACCGAAACUGGAUUUUCGAGACGAAUACGCAACAUGCGACGAAAUAGAGACAGAGUAAACACUGCCAAUGUUAAUGAGACUCAAACAAACUUAUCCGUGGGUCUCGGGAUUCAACCUCGUAAUAGAACCGUUCUCCUACGGUGACCACAAGCCAGGAGACACACUUCGAACGCUACAGAGAAGAAUGGGAAACCUUUAUUUUCGUAUACUUGGGAAUGAUAAAAGGCGCAGCCAUACAAGCAGUCAACUGACCGUAAACCGAAUCAAACAACUUGAUUUACACUGACUUCUAACGGAAACAGUGGAAUCACAAGUAAAUUAUGCAAGAUCCCGUAUGAAUCAAAUUUAGCUUUUUUUGGUAGAACUCUUGUUUUCAAUAAAUAAUUGGGUUAAAAAUGCACAGAAAGCUGGAAUACACUGAGGAGCUG
Molecule: messenger RNA, 1952 nt
Organism: Amphibalanus amphitrite
Lineage: Eukaryota; Metazoa; Arthropoda; Thecostraca; Balanomorpha; Balanidae
Exons: 6
Coding region: 481-1668 (395 amino acids)
Source: RefSeq, a predicted model, not a curated record